This is a messenger RNA of Talaromyces rugulosus, 1464 nucleotides long. RefSeq lists its product as uncharacterized. NCBI's taxonomy places the organism in Eukaryota, Fungi, Ascomycota, Eurotiomycetes, Eurotiales, Trichocomaceae. Gene Ontology annotation, molecular function: heme binding; oxidoreductase activity. Bases 1 to 1464 code for a protein of 487 amino acids. The transcript has 3 exons. The record is from RefSeq and is a predicted model, not a curated record.
AUGGGCCAGAAAAACGAGGGCGUCACAAUAUCCGGCACCGAAGUGUUUCAGCACAAGAGCAAGGAAUCAUGCUGGAUAGCUGUGCGAGGAAAAGUGUACGACGUGACUGAUUUCUUGGAUGAACACCCUGGCGGUGCUCGCGUGAUUCUGAACUGUGCUGGUCGCGACGCAACAGACGACUAUGACGCUAUUCACCCAGCAGAGCUGAUCGAGGAGACACUGUCGCCGGAGGCCUUCAAAGGCACAGUCGACCCAUCCGCAUUGGACCAGCCAAGUUCACAAAAAGCAAACACUUCAGAGCAGAAACCUUCUGCUGCGACGUCCGACGAUGGCCCUCCCCCGUUGAGCACCUUAAUCAAUCUCCGCGACUUUGAACAAGUCGCCGAAAAACACCUACCGGCCAACGCAUGGGCCUAUUACUUUGCAGGCGCAGAUGACGAGUACUCCAAGGCAGAGGCUGAGCUAGCAUAUCGCAAGGUGCUACUACGGCCGCGGAUUCUACGCAAUGUCGGGAGUAUCGACACCCACACCAAGAUUCUGGGAUGCGACGUUUCGCUGCCCGUCUACAUGUCUGCCGUUGGGAUUGCCAAGUUUGCUGAUCCGCAAGGCGAAUGCACCCUUGCAGCUGCAGCUGGUCAUGAAGGGCUGGCACAGUUGGUGGCAACGCGGUCGAGUAUGUCGCUUCACCAGAUCAUGCAAGCCCGUACGGGGGGUGAACAACAGCCGAUUUUCUUCCAGUUAUACAUGCACAAGGAUCAGAAAAUUUCAGAGGCGACAAUACUAAAGGCCAUCAAGACUGGGGUGAAAGGGAUCUGGUUGACGGUGGAUUCCCCGGUGACGGGGAAGAGAGAGCGAGAUGAACGGCUGAAAGCACAGGUUGAUGUUGGCGAACAAAAUCAACAACUCGGCAAAGACCAAGCAGUGCAAGGAAUCGCCAAAACCCUAUCUAGCACCGUCUCGCCCUACCUCGACUGGAACACGAUCGCCUGGAUCCGAAAGCUUACCUCGCUGCCUCUCGUCAUCAAGGGGAUCCAAUCUGUCGAAGACGCCGUCCUAGCAUACAAACACAAGGUGGACGGAAUCGUGCUGUCCAACCACGGGGGCCGGUCACAAGACACAGCGCAGGCGCCGUUGCUCACCCUCCUGGAAAUUAACAAGUACGCCCCAGAAAUCAUCAAAAGCAAGAAAAUGCAGAUUUUCAUCGACGGCGGUAUUCGGCGCGGCACAGAUGUGAUCAAGGCCCUUGCGCUUGGUGCGACGGCGGUUGGCCUGGGGCGCCCAUUCCUAUAUAGCAUGUGUGCUGGUUACGGUGAGGCAGGAACAAGACACAUGAUCGAAAUCCUACGCGAGGAGAUCGAGGUGAACAUGGCGUUGAUCGGGGCGACCAAGGUCUCGGAGCUAGAAAGGGGCAUGCUCAACACGGCGAGGCUGGAGAGGGAUUUGACUGCAUUUGCGAAGCUGUGA